Molecule: messenger RNA, 1702 nt
Organism: Rhinichthys klamathensis goyatoka
Lineage: Eukaryota; Metazoa; Chordata; Actinopteri; Cypriniformes; Leuciscidae
Gene: chrna8
Product: cholinergic receptor, nicotinic, alpha 8
Exons: 10
Coding region: 109-1653 (514 amino acids)
Biological process (GO): chemical synaptic transmission; monoatomic ion transmembrane transport; regulation of membrane potential
Cellular component (GO): neuron projection; synapse; postsynaptic membrane
Molecular function (GO): transmembrane signaling receptor activity; acetylcholine-gated monoatomic cation-selective channel activity
Source: RefSeq, a predicted model, not a curated record
AGGGGGAGGAGGGCGCGCGCAAGUGUUCCACCUAAGCACACAGCUCGGAUGCUGACAGACUAAAGUUUCGUCGGCUUGUGUGAAUGAGGACAACUUCCAAUUAAAGGAAUGAUGCAGAAUCAAAGACAUUUUGGAAUUCUACACCUUGGAUUUUUUUUAUGGACGUCGUUUUGUAUUAAAGACUCGUUACAAGGGGAAUAUCAGCGAAAGUUGUAUAAGGAAUUGAUGAACAACUAUAACAGACUGGAAAGGCCUGUGCUCAAUGAUUCUUCACCCAUAGUGGUGGAGCUGGGACUCACGCUGCUUCAGAUCAUAGACGUGGAUGAAAAAAAUCAGGUAUUAAUAACCAACGCCUGGCUACAGCUGGGAUGGACGGAUGUCUAUUUGAGCUGGAACCCUGAUAACUACCCUGGUGUUCAGACCCUGCGUUUCCCAUCCAAUCAGAUCUGGACACCAGAUAUUUUGCUCUAUAACAGUGCUGAUGAGAGGUUUGAUGCUACCUUCCAUACGAAUGUCCUGGUUAAUGCAUCAGGUGCCUGUCAGUACAUACCACCAGGUAUUCUGAAGAGUACUUGUUACAUAGAUGUACGCUGGUUCCCAUUCGAUAUACAGAAAUGUGACCUCAAGUUUGGCUCCUGGACUCAUAACGGAUGGUUGCUGGACCUACAGAUGCAGUCAGUGGACAUCUCUGCAUACAUCCCCAAUGGAGAGUGGGAUUUAGUGGGGGUCCCUGGGAAGCGUAAUGAGCUGUAUUAUGAGUGCUGUAAGGAGCCUUACCCUGACGUGACAUUUACAGUAACAAUGCGCAGGCGAACAUUGUAUUAUGGUCUGAAUCUGCUCAUUCCUUGUGUCCUCAUUUCUGGCCUGGCUCUGCUCGUUUUCCUGCUGCCAGCUGAUUCUGGAGAGAAGAUAUCACUGGGUAUAACUGUCCUCUUGUCAUUAACGGUCUUCAUGCUCCUGGUGGCUGAGAUCAUGCCGGCCACCUCUGACUCAGUUCCUCUCAUAGCUCAGUACUUCGCCAGCACCAUGAUGAUUGUGGGCUUGUCAGUUGUUGUCACUGUCCUCGUUCUGCAGUUUCAUCAUCAUGAUCCACAAGGGGGAAAGAUGCCAAGAUGGGUGCGCGUGAUCCUGCUCAACUGGUGCGCCUGGUUCUUGCGCAUGAAGAAGCCGGGCAAGGAACGGAACAACAAGUAUGACCACUCUCCAGCGCACCAUGCCAGCGCCAGCAGCAUUCAGAUGGGGGUAAUGCCCGGUCAGCCGUCCUCUACCAACUCAACCACCAAUGGUCACAUGAACCUGUACUUCGGCUACCACUCCAUUGACAGCGCUUGCUGCCCACCCAGCAGCGACUCCGGCAUGUCUUGCAGCGUUGGUCGAGUCGGCGGGUCGCCAAACGAAGAACAGCGGGAGGCAGUGAGGGUGUUUUCAGGCGAACAGGAGAUCCAUCACAUCCUGGCGGAAGUGAUGUACAUCGCUCAGCGAUUCCGGGACCAGGAUGAGGCAGAGGCAAUCUGCAGCGAGUGGAAAUUUGCGGCAGCAGUCGUGGAUCGGCUCUGUCUGGUGGCGUUUUCACUUUUCUCCAUCAUCUGCACCUUUACCAUUCUCAUGGCCGCGCCAAACUUCAUUGAGGCAGUCUCGAAAGACUUCACAUAAUUGUAAUAGCGUUGCAUUUUCUUUUUUUUCUUUUUAAAGAUAUAAAAUA